AUGGCCGCCCGUCGGUCUUUGGCCCGUCUCCCCGCCCUUCACUCCUUCCCCCGCACUCCUGCCGUUACGGCUCGAGCCGCCGGUGCUCGGUCUCUAACAACUGCAACUCCAAAUGCUAGAUUGACUGCUCAGAGAGCUACCGCUACACCUGGAGCCACCUCUGCCUCUCGCCGAUUGCAUGCCACUGCCAGCCAGCUUGCUCCUCCGACGACCUCGGCGGCUACAACCGCGACGGAAUACCCGACAACCCACGAGAAGAUCUCCAACCCUAUCGACACUGCCAACUUCAUUGACAAUGAGUUCGUGACAUCCAAGGCCACCGAAUGGAUCGACCUUCAUGACCCUGCUACCAACAACCUGGUUACUCGUGUUCCCCAAAGCACUGAUGAGGAGCUAAAGGCCGCCGUCGAGUCGGCCGAGAAGGCCUUCCCCGCUUGGCGCGCCACUAGCAUUAUGGCGAGACAACAAAUCAUGUUCAAGUUCACCAACUUGAUCCGCUCAAAUUGGGACCGGCUGGCUGCUUCUAUCACUCUCGAGCAGGGUAAGACUUUCGCCGACGCCCGUGGCGAUGUUCUUCGGGGUCUGCAGGUCGCCGAGACCGCUUGUGGUAUCACCACCCAGAUGACCGGAGAAGUCCUGGAGGUUGCCAAGGACAUGGAGACUCGUAGCUACCGUGAGCCGCUGGGCGUUGUCGCGGCUAUCUGCCCUUUCAACUUCCCAGCCAUGAUUCCUCUGUGGUGUAUUCCUGUUGCUACUGUCACGGGUAACUGCUUGGUCAUGAAGCCUUCCGAGCGUGACCCCGGUGCCGCUAUGAUCCUGGCUGAGUUGGCCAAGGAGGCCGGUUUCCCUCCCGGCGUUAUCAACAUUGUUCACGGCCAACACCGCACUGUCGACUUUAUCCUGGACGAGCCCGCUAUCAAGGCUAUUAGCUUCGUUGGCAGCAACAAGGCCGGCGAGUAUAUCUACACUCGCGGCUCUGCCAAUGGUAAGCGUGUGCAGGCCAACCUGGGUGCCAAGAACCACGCUGCGGUCUUGCCUGACUGCAACAAGAACCAUGCUUUGAACGCUAUCACUGGCGCUGCCUUUGGUGCUGCUGGACAGCGCUGCAUGGCGCUGAGCACCGUUGUUAUGGUAGGCGAGACUAAGGAGUGGCUGCCUGAAAUUGCUGAGCGCGCUAAGGCUCUCAACUUGAACGGUGGCUUCGAGGAGGGUGCAGACCUUGGUCCUGUCAUCAGCCCUAAAAGCAAGAAGCGUAUCGAGGAUCUCAUUGCCAGUGCUGAGGCGGAAGGUGCUACAAUUCUUCUGGAUGGCCGUGGCCAGCACCCCGAAAAGUACCCCAACGGCAACUUCGUGGGCCCUACCAUCAUCACUAAUGUCACCCCCGAGAUGAAGUGCUACAAGGAGGAGAUCUUCGGUCCCGUCCUCGUCUGUUUGAACGUUGAGACCCUCGACGAUGCUAUUGACCUCAUCAACGCCAACGAGUAUGGAAACGGUGCUGCUGUAUUCACUCGCUCCGGCUCUACUGCCUCCAAGUUCCAGAAGGAGAUUGAGGCUGGUCAGCUUGGCAUUAACGUGCCCAUUCCCGUCCCUCUACCUAUGUUUUCCUUCACCGGUAACAAGAAGAGUAUCGCCGGUGGUGGCGCCAACACUUUCUACGGCAAGCCGGGCUUGCAGUUCUUUACCCAGCAGAAGACCGUCACCAGCCACUGGAAGAGUGAGGAUGCGACCAGCUCCAAGGCUGCCGUUGUCAUGCCUACUCACUCUUAA
This is a messenger RNA of Penicillium maclennaniae, 1767 nucleotides long. RefSeq names its product CoA-acylating methylmalonate-semialdehyde dehydrogenase. Lineage: Eukaryota; Fungi; Ascomycota; Eurotiomycetes; Eurotiales; Aspergillaceae. The coding region runs from base 1 to 1767 and encodes 588 amino acids. The transcript has a single exon. Gene Ontology annotation, biological process: thymine catabolic process; L-valine catabolic process. The record is from RefSeq and is a predicted model, not a curated record. Gene Ontology annotation, cellular component: mitochondrion. Gene Ontology annotation, molecular function: malonate-semialdehyde dehydrogenase (acetylating, [NAD(P)+]) activity; methylmalonate-semialdehyde dehydrogenase (acylating, NAD+) activity.